CAAAAUUGUUGUGACACGAGGCACAAUAACAACUGCCCGUAGUCGAAGAUAUUUUUUAUUCAGGCAUCUGACUUUAUGAUGAUGGAAGAAAGAAAAUACCUCAGAUGAAUCCUUUUUGUGUUGAUCGAUUUCUUAUCAUCACCAUUAUCGAGUUUUAAAGCAAAAUCACUAAUAAUAAGUAGAUAUGAAUCACGAAGACGUCGGUGCUUCCAUGAUUAAACGCGUGAAAUUAGAAGCCUCUGAGGAACAUCCUUCCUUACAGUAUCGAAUUCAGAUUGUCGAUGAAUCCUUACUUGACGAAGCGAUGACUUUUAUGGGAAAAUAUUUCUCAAAUAAUAAUUUGGGAAACUCAUUGGUUGCAGAUCUCAAAGACAAAAAGUUAGAAAACUUCGAAGGAACUAUUUGGAAGGAGAUCCUUUCAGAAGGAAUUUCAUUGGCCGCGAUUUUGGAAGAUGACCAAGGAAAUAGGGGCCGCAUUAUUUGUUGUUAUGCAUUAGGGAUCGUAAAAGAAGGGGAUAAAUUUGACCUGAACUCACCAGAACGUGAUAUACCCAAAGGUUCCAGAUGCAUUAUCCAAACUUUAGAAGACGUGACGUCGAAAGCUGACGUUUUCAAGGCGUUCGAUUGUGACGAGUAUAUCGAUGGGUGCGGCUUGGCAACGGCCACAGACUUCCAACGCCGUGGUAUUGCCGGUGAGUUGAUGCGAGCUUGCCCUGAGGUUUGCAAGCUCACCGGCACCCCCGUAUGUGCAGCUGUUUUUACCGCUGAGGCCUCCCAAAAGCUUGCCUUCAGAUGUGGCUACAAGACCCUCGCCGAACUGGAUCUCACCACUUAUCGCAUCGAUGACAGAAUCAUCUAUCCUAACCCGGAGUGUCCUGUCAUCAAAUUCAUGGCCAUUCGAUACUUCUAGAUCCAUUUCCGCAAUGUCAUACGAUCAAACCAUGCUAUCAAUAAAUCGUCUACUUCCGGCAAAAUUAUCACAAGCGCCAGGCGACGUUUCCAAAUAUCCGCCGGCAUUUUAUUUUUCUACAGAGAAAUUGUUGGUUGAAUCUGUUUGGGAAUGUCACUGAAUUUUAUUGUUAGCACAAAAAAAUUCGGUGAAAUUUUCGGACAGCCUCGUUGAACAAUUUCUCUGUGAAGAAAUAAAAUGGUGGCGGAAAUUUCGAAACGUCGCGUGGCACUUGUGAUACUUUGACCGGAGGAUGACGAAAUCAAGAUCAAAUGCUUUGAUUGGUCCAAGUCAUCGAAUAAGCCAAUCGCAACACCUGACUUUGAUAGUGCGGUUUGAUCCUGUGGCAUUAGCUUUCCAGCCUCGGACUCAGCUUUAUUUCUUAGUGGGAGUUCGUUCGCAAAUGACGGCAGAGUCUAUGGUGGGGGGAGGGGGUUGUGAAGGGACGUCUAACAUGUACCUGACAAAAGGGAUGCCAUAGGUGGCGUCAUAUUUCUAGUGACAAUCAACACCAAUGCAUAACAACCCUAAGUCUGAGAAGGUUGGGAAAGUAUGUGAGAAGGUCCGAUCACAUGAAAUAGGCAUUAUUACGGCUGCUUAAGUGAGAUUUUUGAUAAAAUAACCAUAAGUUUGUGUAAUAUGAAAGAAUAAAGUAUAAAGUUCAGUCGGACUUUGAUGUUGCGGACAGUAUAUUGGACGUUUGGUCCAUAAGGUCAACCGUCCAAUAUACGUCAACACGAUCAAACGUCAAACUUAGCCUUGUAUACCCAUUUGUUUUUUGUAUUUUAAUGUGUUUUUAUUGUUUUAUCAAACUUUUCUAAUCAAUGAGGAGCAUUUAUGUUCAUGAGGGGUUUUCAAGUUCUUAUGCAUUCUUUCCGCCCUCUUGUAAGACGCAAAGGCCUAGCUUGGGUAAAGUUGCAAGGGAAAUGGGCAUAUCGACGAUGUAAGUCGGCAAUCACAUAACUCGGUUUUCGACGUCGCAGACUUCCUGUCAUCAGGGCCAGAUUCACCUACUUGCCGCCCGUGGGCCGCCUGUAUU
Bemisia tabaci is the source of this 1988-nucleotide messenger RNA. RefSeq lists its product as uncharacterized. Gene Ontology annotation, molecular function: N-acetyltransferase activity. The record is from RefSeq and is a predicted model, not a curated record. Lineage: Eukaryota; Metazoa; Arthropoda; Insecta; Hemiptera; Aleyrodidae.